Saccoglossus kowalevskii is the source of this 1302-nucleotide messenger RNA. RefSeq names its product ATP-dependent (S)-NAD(P)H-hydrate dehydratase-like. Gene Ontology annotation, molecular function: ATP-dependent NAD(P)H-hydrate dehydratase activity. The record is from RefSeq and is a predicted model, not a curated record. Gene Ontology annotation, biological process: metabolite repair. NCBI's taxonomy places the organism in Eukaryota, Metazoa, Hemichordata, Enteropneusta, Harrimaniidae.
CAAAAGUCGAGUGGUGUUUACCCAGAAGUUUGCCGGUUUCAAAACUAAGUUGAUGUCACUGCUAAAUUCGACCAAUCUUUUGACCAGCCGAUAUAUUGUCUUUUUCCUCCGUCGAGCAAACACCACUCUUGUUUAUAAAAGAAACAUGUUCUCUCUACAAAACAUGUUUUUGUGGAUGUCAGCGAGAUCACGGAUGGUUCCUAUAGGAAACCUUGGAAAAACUAGGUCUGCUACAACACUGACAGAUCCAGGUGCUUUUACUGAGAUGGUGAAGUCAGUCAUACCACCAUUAACCUUUGACAAACAUAAAGGCCAAGCUGGAAGAGUUGCUACAAUUGGUGGAUCAUCAUCCUAUACUGGUGCCCCAUUUUUUUCGGCCAUGUCAGCUCUUCGACUGGGUUGUGAUUUAUCCAUUGUGUUCUGUACCCCGGACUCUUCUGUAGCAAUAAAGUCGUACAGUCCUGAGAUUAUUGUGCAUCCUUUUCUUAAUACUAGUAAUGGCUUAGAACAGAUUACUAGUAUGUUGAAUAAAUUCCAUGCUACAAUUAUUGGUCCAGGACUUGGAAGAGAUGACUCAUUGUUACCAACAAUCAAGAGCAUAAUUAAUAAAUGCAGAGAUCUUGAUAUGCCAUUAGUGAUUGAUGCAGAUGGUGUAUUCUUUGUAUCCCAAGAUCCUGAUAUGAUUAAAAAUUAUAACAAGGCCAUCUUAACACCAAACGUGGUAGAAUUCAAACAUCUUUUCCAAAAUGUGGUCGGGGAGGAUCCUAAUCCAGAUGAGCCAAUUCACGAUGUCAUGGUGUUGGCACGUGCUCUAGGAAAUGUUACAAUUGUUAGGAAAGGUCUGAAUGACAUCAUUGCAGAUGGCAAUAAAAUACUAGUGUGUUGUGGUGAGGGAAGUCCACGGCGAUGCGGUGGUCAGGGCGAUAUUCUGUCAGGAACCAUGGGAACCUUUACAUGCUGGGCAAAUAUGGUAUUUUCCAAGGAAUCUCAAGUUCAAAACACAAUGCUACAGACGUAUGGUCCUAAUAUAUGUGCUGCAUAUGGGGCAUGUUUGCUGACAAGACAGUGUGCAAAACAAGCAUUUGCACAAAUGGGUAGGCAGAUGACAACUACUGAUAUGAUGGCUGAACUUCAUAGAGCAUUUGUAUAUCUUUACGAAUGACGCCAGAUGGAAAGCAAGUUGUGACUAAUACCCACAUCAAAACCACAACCACAAACAACUACAACAGGUUUUUAGCCCCACCAGACACAGAUGUGUCAGAACAUGGGCCUAUAACUUUAGUUCCAUACAAACAAACAAAC